Molecule: messenger RNA, 1737 nt
Organism: Penicillium angulare
Lineage: Eukaryota; Fungi; Ascomycota; Eurotiomycetes; Eurotiales; Aspergillaceae
Product: Zn(II)2Cys6 transcription factor
Exons: 2
Coding region: 1-1737 (578 amino acids)
Biological process (GO): positive regulation of transcription by RNA polymerase II
Cellular component (GO): nucleus
Molecular function (GO): zinc ion binding; DNA-binding transcription factor activity, RNA polymerase II-specific; transcription cis-regulatory region binding
Source: RefSeq, a predicted model, not a curated record
AUGGACAUUCGCCCAACGAGCGCACCAGUGACGUCCGGAUCGUCUGAAUCGCCUGAAUCCCACCCGUCCUCCGCCCCGCCCCGAAAACGAGUCCGCCGCUGGCACCACCGAGGAUUUACAGGCUGCUCGACAUGCCGCCGACGCCAUGUGCGAUGCGACGAGGCUUCACCCACAUGCAAUAACUGUACGAGGUUGGGGCUGGAUUGCGAUGGCGCACAGGGAAGAAUGACCUUCAAGGUCUACGGGCCCACACAAACGCAAGAACCGGCGCCGAAACCGCCCAGGGCACGGAAGAAAGCUCUGGACUCUACUAGCUGCGAUGGUAUACCGGGGACAGGAGCUUUUGCGUUAAACAUCAAGGAGGAAGAUGAGGGGCCGGUUGAAGCUGUGGUGGUUUCACCGACCACUGUAUCUCAACAAUCGCAGGCCAACUUCUGUUUCCAGGAUCCUAUAUCUUUGGCUCCCAGAGUACCUGCGAGCAUUCAUCGCACGAAUGAGCGCUACUUUACGCAUUUUAUCGACCAGGUGUCGACACUUCUCCUUAUCUAUGACAACUCUAUCAACACCAAUCCUUACCGCAAUUACUUUCCCGAUUUCGCUCGGUCGUCACCGUCCAUGGUCGGAGCUAUGCAGGCACUAGGCGCGUUGCAUCUGGCAAAUACAACUAUCGGACCACAACGCAAUUCACACCUUCAACACGCAAUGAGACAAUAUGGCGAGGUGGUACAAUUGUUUCGCGCGCGCUAUGCGCGUCCAGCCCAACAGCUAGGAAUGACCGAUUUCGCAACAUGUCUCUUACUUUGUUUAUUCGAGAUGAUGGACUCCCAAAACUAUAAUUGGGCCGUUCACCUCAAGGGUGCCCGAGAGAUCUACAACCUUCUUUUCUAUCCACACACAGGCGGUACAUCUCCUCGCGAGGUGCAACGCGUCGCCGAAUGCAACCAUCCCCUUCGAUCUUUCCUUGUCUCGCUACUGUCUUACCUCGACGUUGCAGGUGCAUGCGCUACCCCCGGUGGCACAGUUGUAGAAGGAAAUUACUGGAAGACCCUCGGAGGCGGCUGGGAAUACAACCUCGGAACGCCUAGCCUAUCCUCAUCCUCCACCCCCGAACAUCCAACCUUAGUGGAACUCCGACAAGCAUGGUGCGGGAUGAUGGAGGUGCAAGCUGCGAUUAGCACAUUCGCGCGUGAUAAGCAGUGGAUGUCCCCAGAGCACCAAGAUAUGGUUUACAAAGAGAUUUUCCACUCCCUCGUUGCUUGGAGAGCCAGCACACCCACUAGUCUCCAAUUACUGGGGGAAAUGGGUCUUGAUGAUGAGAGUCUUCGACGGUUUCCAUUCCCUGAUAUGUUGGAAUAUGUUGGAUGCGUUGAAGCGUACGAGAAAGCUACAUUCGUGCAUCUUCAUCAGAUAGCUGGCGCGGGCCGACCACGUUGGAUCACAGAUAGAGCUUAUCUGGAUAUGCUCAUUACGCGAAUUCUGACAUUGAUCCGCAAGUUAUCGAAGGGAGUGGGUCAAUUAGCUAUUCUCUGGCCUCUGUUCAUUGCUGGGCAGGAGACUCGAAAGGAGCACGAACAACAAUAUGUUCGCCAAACGAUGGAAGAGCUGAAACGUUUCGGCUUCAAGAAUGUGGGUAAAGGUCUUGACUUUCUAGAAGCGGUGUGGUUCAAGCGACGCGCUUUUCCUGAAGGCUGGACGGAGACAUUGGAUGAAAUCCAGUCCAAUAUUCUCUUGCCUUGA